CUGAGGACUGUCCGCGUGGUCGCUGGCGGCGGUGUGGUCGGCGGCCUCCGAGUUCUGCUGAAGGUGCAGUAGCUCGCCGCCAGGAUGGACUACGCCUAUCUCAACCAGGCGGCGGCGGCGGGGUUCGAGGCCUCGUCAUGCAGCCUGGGCGGCACUCUGGGCGGCUCCAUGGACUCCAGCCACGCGCCCUACACCUACGGCGACCUCACCUCCUGCUCUCAGAUGCCCUCCGCCUACCGCUACACGGGCGCGGGCAUGAGGGGCUACAACACGGGCGUGGGAGUGGGCGUGGGCGUGGGGUCCCAGCAGUGCGGCGUGAUGGGGCGCCCGCAGGACCACCGCGCCAUGUUCCCCGCCUCCGUCACGCCCGUCAACCUGCAGACCUCCUCUCCAAGCAGCUCAUGGCUACAAGCCGGCCUGGGCUACAAGAUGUACGGGCCUCACGACGGAGUGCUGAGCGAGAAGCGGAAACAACGCCGCAUCCGAACCACCUUCACCUCGGCUCAACUAAAGGAGCUGGAGCGAGCCUUCCAGGAGACGCACUACCCAGACAUCUACACUCGGGAGGAGAUUGCCAUGAAGAUUGACCUGACGGAGGCGCGGGUGCAAGUGUGGUUCCAAAACCGUCGCGCCAAGUUCCGUAAGCAGGAGCGACUGGCGCAGCAGAAGGCACAGCAGCAGCAGCAACAGCAGCAACAGCAGCAGCAGUCCUCCACGGCCGCCAACAACAAUAAUAACGAGAACAGCAACGGCUCCAGCACCAGCGCCACCACCAGCGGGAGUCCUGGCGCCGGGGGAAAGGGCGAGAGCAAGACAGGUGGCAACUCGACAGGUGGAGGAGGCAGCGGCGUAGGCUCCUCCUCCACCCCCUCCAAGGCUCUCCACCAGCCAGUCUCCAACAUGCCAGCCUCCACCACCUCCAACACGGCCGUCUCCACUGCCUCCACCACCUCCCUCCACCACCUGGACCACAAGCCUGUUGUGGGCAAGCUGGAGUCGUCACCCAAGUGGUCGUCCGCGGCCCCGGCGGCGUCAGCUCCCGGGGGAGGCAGCGGGGCAGGCGGUGCCGGGGGCUGCAGCUCCCCGCUCACAGCACUGGAGCGCCCCUCGUCCUGCCCCUCACCCGUCCCCCUCACCACCCUCACCGCCCACUCCGCCCACUCCCUGAACCACGGCGGCAACGUAGGCGUGCACACCAACAUGGGCGGGAUGCAGCAGGGCCACCCGCCGCCACCCUUCUCCCUCCUCAACCACACCGUCAACAAUUACAUGCUGCCGGACCCCGCCAAGAGCAACCUCAUCUCGCAGCUCUUCUAACUACCUCCCGCCACCCUCGGCCCCGAGCCCUGGCCCCGUUCCCGCCCCCGCCCCGUCCCCGUCCCCACACCGCCGCCAACGUGGGGCCGACACCUGACAGCCUUGCGGCAGCUGACACGCCCAGGACUGUCAGCUCCGACCUGCCACACCGCCCCGCCCCUGGCCGCCCCCUGCCGCCCUUCCCUAUACCACCCUGACUAGUGGUGGCCACGUGUGUGUGUGUGUGUGUGUGUGUGUGUGUGUGUGUGUGUGUGUGUGUGUGUGUGUGUGUGUGUGUGUGUGUGUGCCAAGGGGGGGUCGAGGGGGCGUUCCUGAUCACCCGGUUGUCGCAAUGGACGGGGUGCCUGACCUUACCUGUGGGGGCACGUGACACGAGGGGGGGUGGCGCGCCCAGGCUGAGGCGUGCGUCCUUCUGUACAUACACUAACUCCUCUGCGUGUUACCCGUGUACAUGACUAAGGUGCACAUGUACUCCGUGUAAUAUGCGUGUUUCAGCCAGCUUGUCCCUGGUCUGUGGCUCCCUCAGGCGUGGCGCUAGUGGACCUGUGCACGCUGACGGAGGAGGAGAAGGAGGAGGGGCGAAAGAACUCCUCCAGGUGCGAAAGAAAAGAAGACACUCAACUUACUCCUCUUGAACCUCCGUGUUACCGCCUCUCCUGACGCACCUCGGCCACGUCACCUCUCCUGCUCCUACAGUGAACCAGAAACAGAAAGUGAAACUAACUGAAAAUGGAGAUACCUGCCAAGGAAGACAGCUUAGAGUGACGACUUGAAUGUGACUCGAACACGAACUGAACUCGACACAAGUGAUCCAAAUGACCCAGAAAACAAGGUCACGUGAGCCUCGGUAAGAGUGAAAGAGGCAAGUACUGCUGAUGACUGAAGUGUGGGAAGAGUGGUGAACCUCAGCAUAUCCCUGUGUUGGACCAUGGACCCAUCCACCCACACAGACACACACACACACACACACACACCAGAGAGAGAGAGAGAGAGAGAGAGAGAGAGAGAGAGAGAGAGAGAGAGAGAGAGAGAGAGAGAGAGAGAGAGAGAGAGAGA
Scylla paramamosain (green mud crab) is the source of this 2373-nucleotide messenger RNA. Its product is annotated as paired mesoderm homeobox protein 2B-like. The record is from RefSeq and is a predicted model, not a curated record. NCBI's taxonomy places the organism in Eukaryota, Metazoa, Arthropoda, Malacostraca, Decapoda, Portunidae. Gene Ontology annotation, biological process: regulation of transcription by RNA polymerase II. Gene Ontology annotation, molecular function: DNA-binding transcription factor activity, RNA polymerase II-specific; RNA polymerase II transcription regulatory region sequence-specific DNA binding. The coding region runs from base 85 to 1317 and encodes 410 amino acids. The transcript is spliced from 7 exons.